This is a messenger RNA of Myotis daubentonii (Daubenton's bat), 2423 nucleotides long. It is a transcript of the gene SMPD1, whose product is annotated as sphingomyelin phosphodiesterase 1. Gene Ontology annotation, cellular component: lysosome. Lineage: Eukaryota; Metazoa; Chordata; Mammalia; Chiroptera; Vespertilionidae. Gene Ontology annotation, biological process: sphingomyelin catabolic process; ceramide biosynthetic process. Gene Ontology annotation, molecular function: acid sphingomyelin phosphodiesterase activity. The record is from RefSeq and is a predicted model, not a curated record.
GCCCCCGCCGCCAACAGCUGAUGGGGACGGAGGAAGAGGAAGGGGUGGAGCUGCUUUGCGGCUCGCCGCCGAGCUGUCAGCCAGCAGCCGGGAGAACUGGCGGACCCUCGCGCUGUCCUCACGGCUGCGAGGCCAGCCAGGGCCUAGACUGGCGGGGCCGGGACAGGCGACCUGCCCGGCCGGCAAUGCCCCGCCACGGAGUAACUCCCAGCCGGCACCGCCCCAGGUCCGGCGGGGAGCGGCGAUCGGACAGGUCCUGCGGGGUCCCCGGCCCGGGGACCCUGGGGAUGGCGCUGACGCUGGCCCUCUUCCCCUCCCUGGCUCUCUGGACCCCGGCGGCGGCCCACCCACUCCCCGCCCAAGGCUAUUUCGCCAGUUUCAGUGGCCUAGCGCCCCAGGUCCGGGACACCUUUGGAUGGCGGAACCUCACCUGCCCGGUCUGCAAAAGCCUGUUCACCAUCCUCGACUUCGGACUGCAGAAAGAGAAUAAUGUGAUCCGGGUGGGCUCCCUGGCCACCAAGCUGUGCCAGCUGCUGAAGAUCGCACCCCCCGCUGUGUGCCAGUCAGCCAUUCAGCUCUUCGAGGAUGACAUGGUGGAGGUGUGGAGACGCUCAGUACUGAGCCCAUCUGAGGCCUGUGGCCUGCUCCUGGGCUCCACCUGUGGGCACUGGGACAUUUUCUCAUCUUGGAACAUCUCUUUGCCAGCCGUGCCGAAGCCGGCUCCCCAGCCUCCCAAACCGCCGGCCCCAGGUGCCCCUGUCAGCCGAGUCCUCUUCCUCACGGACCUGCACUGGGAUCGGGACUACCUGGAGGGCACAGACCCUGACUGUGCAGACCCGCUGUGUUGCCGCCGGGGUUCUGGCCCGCCACCCCCCUCCCGCCCAGGUGCUGGAUACUGGGGCGAGUACAGCAAGUGUGACCUGCCCCUGCGGACUCUGGAGAGCCUGUUGAGCGGGCUGGGCCCCGCCGGCCCUUUUGAUAUGGUGUACUGGACGGGAGACAUCCCCGCCCAUAACGUCUGGCACCAGUCUCGCCAGGACCAGCUGCAGGCCCUGACCACUGUGACAGCCCUUGUGAAGAAGUACUUGGGGCCAGUGCCUGUGUAUCCUGCGGUGGGCAACCACGAGAGCACACCCGUCAAUGGCUUCCCUCCCCCCUUCAUAGAGGGCAACCAAUCCUCCCGCUGGCUCUACGAGGCCAUGGCCAAGGCAUGGGAGCCCUGGCUGCCAGCUGAAGCCCUUCACACCCUCAGAAUUGGGGGGUUCUAUGCCCUUUCCCCAAGCCCCGGCCUCCGCCUCAUCUCUCUCAAUAUGAAUUUUUGUUCCCGUGAGAACUUCUGGCUCUUGAUCAACUCCACAGAUCCCGCUGGACAGCUCCAGUGGCUGGUGGGAGAGCUUCAGGCUGCUGAGGAUCGAGGAGACAAGGUGCAUAUAAUUGGCCACAUCCCCCCAGGGCACUGCCUGAAAAGCUGGAGCUGGAAUUACUACCGAAUUGUAGCCAGGUACGAGAACACCUUGGCUGGUCAGUUCUUUGGCCACACCCACGUGGAUGAGUUUGAAAUCUUCUAUGAUGAAGAGACCCUGAGCCGGCCCCUGUCUGUAGCCUUCCUGGCGCCCAGUGCCACCACCUACAUCAGCCUGAAUCCUGGUUACCGGGUCUACUUAAUAGAUGGCAACUACCCCGGGAGCUCUCAUGUGGUCCUGGAUCAUGAGACCUACAUCCUGAACCUGACUCAAGCUAAUGAGCCGGGGGCCACUCCGCGCUGGCAUCUCCUCUACAGGGCUCUAGAGACCUACGGGCUGCCCAAUGCGCUGCCUGCCGCCUGGAACGACCUGGUAUACCGCAUGCGGGGCGACACGCAGCUGUUCCAGACCUUCUGGUUUCUCUACCACAAGGGCCACCCGCCCUCCGAGCCCUGUGGCACGCCCUGCCGCCUCGCUACUCUGUGCGCCCAGCUCUCCGCCCGCUCCGACAGCCCUGCUCUGUGCCGCCACCUGGUGCCAGACGCAAGCAUCGCCGACGUCCAGAGCCAUCAGCGACGGCCGCUCUGCUAGCACCCACUCUAGCACCAUCUGCUAGAGUUGGGGAAAGUGCGUGUCUGAGGAGGGCAGCGGAGACCCCAGAAGGCCGCUGUGGUGAGAAACGUCAGUGAAGAGCCUUUGCUGGGCCCCAAGUACCCGGGAAACAGCCCCUUCUCCUUGCCUGGAGCUGGGGUGGCAAGACAUGGACAGGAAUUGGUGGCUCUGCCCGUUUGCAGCAUCGGGGCUGCUGUCCUUUCACAGACUAGGUGCAGAGGUCUCAGUUGGCAGUGCCCUGGGCAGACCAGACAGGGGCUGUCGCCCCAGGCCCGUGCUGGCCGGCCAGGAGCACUACUGCUGCUGCUGCCUGGCUGCCAGGCGGUUAAUAAAGAGACUUGGACUCCA